Messenger RNA from Biomphalaria glabrata, 2940 nucleotides. RefSeq lists its product as uncharacterized. Lineage: Eukaryota; Metazoa; Mollusca; Gastropoda; Planorbidae. The record is from RefSeq and is a predicted model, not a curated record. Gene Ontology annotation, cellular component: plasma membrane; neuron projection. The coding region runs from base 728 to 2041 and encodes 437 amino acids. Gene Ontology annotation, molecular function: G protein-coupled receptor activity; neuropeptide binding. The transcript is spliced from 7 exons. Gene Ontology annotation, biological process: neuropeptide signaling pathway.
AUGUGUAUAUACUUUCUUUUCAUUCUUUAAAUAGAUUUUUCAACGUGAUAUUUCAAAUUUAUUUUUAAUAUUAAAUAGGCUUCGUGUUCAACUGUUUGAUACAGUUGUUGUAGACCUACUUUUUUAUUGUAUUUCUUAGACAUAGUUUGUGAAUGGGAUAUUUUAACGUUUCAAAACAAAAAGAUUGAGCUGUACCUGGACACUGAAAACAAAUGUCUACGUCACAUAUUAUAUUCACGUCAUGCCUAUGACUAGAUAAUAAAUCAAAAUUGUAACAUAUAGAAGUCUGGUUUAGUUAAUGUGGCUUUUGACUUUCAUCAAAUAUUGUUUUUAAACUUUUGACCCUUUCCAAAAACACAAGUUUAGCAGGUCAAAUCACUACAGCUUCACGUCCUAAUGACACACAUCCUGUAGUCCCCCAUCUACUUGUCUAGUAUCAUUCAAGAAUUGUCCAUUGACCUCUAAGCUUAAUAUAGUUUUACUUGAUAUAUUUAAAAAAAAGUCUGCGUGAUCGCCGAUAGUUUGCAGUUGCCAUGGUUACACAGCGCCUAGCAUUGGCAAGUGCUAUAUUUAGCAGCUCAUAACAAUGGUUUUUCUUUCCUUUAACGCAUCCGUUGAACUGAAAAUGUGAAACAGACGUCUGUGUAAUCUUUCUGCAUCUGUCACUUUGUAAUGCAUGAGACUGUCUGACUGAAUACAUGUCAAACUUGAGUAUUUCUGGCAGACGAUGUCCUUUGAUUUCAACUGGACGGAGACUAAUGCUACAUUGACCACCUUUACCUUGCCUAGACCGGACAUCUCCACACAGAACAACAUUCACCAGUCAGACAUGGUACUUUUGGUUGUCACCAGUGUUUUAGCGGUCAACGCUACGAUCAGCUUGUUUUUGAACAUCUUCUUGGUCUUCAUAAUCUUGUACUCUCCUAGUCUAAGAACUCCACCAAACAGUCAUCUCCUGAACAUUUGUGCCAAUAACAUUAUGCUGUGUCUAGCCAUGGUGGUUUGCGUUCUGUCUAUUCACUUCAACAGAAUGGCUCUGACCGAUGGUCACAGUAAGUUAAUCGGUGGCGUCCAGAUGUUCUUGACUUACAAUAGCCUUCUCCAGUAUUGGGGAACGUUUGCUAGCAUCGGUUACUACAGGCACAUGACAAUCAAGAAACCAGGUUUAACUCUGCGUAGUAGAAGACAACUCGUGUCUAGAAGUGUAGCAUUCAACUGGAUUCUAUCUUCAUUGUUGAGUUUGACGGUCACACUAUCCUAUACUCCUAGCUCAAGAUACGCAUUGUUUACAUUAGAUCCAUUUAGAUGCAUUUGUCGCACUCUGAAUGUGGUGUCCAUCGUUGGUAGGAAUCGAGUGUGCCCCAGACAGCAGUCGCCACACAUUCACUCGGACAGCAAUGAUCUUACCAUGUCUGUUGCUCGUUCCUACAGACCUCAGUAUUCAGUGAGUACACCAAGUUUCAUCGGAGAAGUGUUGAGUAAAGAGCACAAAGACGCUUUCAUUGUUAUGUACAAUAAGCAGGACAGCACAGUGAUCAUAGAUGACCUGGUCAGUGGGAGUGAGACCAGGACCCAGAGAACGACAUCUUCAAGAAAUGAAAAUGGUCGUGGUGAAAAAAAAAAUCUGAGUUCCACAUUAAGUAACUCAAGCAAUAACUCUGUCAAAUCAAAGACUCCGGAGUUUACUGAUAUCAGUAGAGGAGAGGAUCUCUUGCGAUUUCAGAAGGAACAGAGCCAGACAUUACAAAGUCGACACUCUUUUAGACGUGAAUCUAUCAGCCUUAAAAGCGCCAUCAAGAACUCACUAGCUAUGCUUAUCGCUUACUGCAUUUGCUCAUUUCCUUUAAUUGUCUUCAGUGUUCCCGACUCUGGUUGGGGUCUGACUGGCGCCCAAAGAGUUACAGCCUUGUUGGCGUGCCGCGCUCUUUUUUAUAUGAACGCUUUAGCGUAUCCGCUGUGGUACCUGCUGUUUAGUGCCACAGUAAGGAAAUGUUUUACAAGAUUAAAGGAAGGUAUUCUGGGAAGAUACAAAUGUCACUAGUAGUCACAACUGACAAAUUAAAACAUAGGCUUACAGACAAAUACAUGCUCAAAGAAAGACAAAAAAGGAUUGUAAAGCUUUACAAACGAGGACAGACAAGAUGACACAGUCUUACAAAGAAGGACAGACAGAAUGACAUAGUCUUACAAAGAAGGACAGACAGAAUGACACAGUCUUACAAAGAAGGACAGACGGAAUGACACAGUCUUACAAAGGAGGACACAGUCUUACAAAGAAGGACAGACAGAAUGACAAAGUCUUACAAAGAAAGACAGACAGAAUGACACAGUCUUACAAAGAAGGACAGACAAGAUAACACAGUCUUACAAAGAAGGACAGACAGAAUGACACAGUCUUACAAAGAAGGACAGACAGAAUGACACAGUCUUACAAAGAAGGAGACAGUCUUACAAAGAAGGACAGACAAGAUGACACAAUCUUACAAAGAAGGACAGACAAGAUAACAAAGUCUUACAAAGAAAGACAGACAAGAUGACAAAGUCUUACAAAGGAGGACAGAAAAACAACAAGACAAAGUAGGUCCAACUGAGCAGACGUGUGGCAGAAUGCCACUGAUGGAGUUUCUACGUAGCAAUUGCAUACAAUUUGAAUCUGUUAUAGUUUAUCUAGUACAUUUGACAAUUACCCACUUUAUGUAAAUAUUAACAUUAUGUAUCAUUAUGCUGCCUGUUUCCAAGUGUAUUAUAGGAAUAUAAAAAAUAUGAUAUAUAUUUAAUUUUAUGUUUUUGCAUAUUCUGAUUGGUGUGUUCUGUUUGCGUAUUUAUGUUGUACAAUAUCUUAAAUCGACCAUUACUUUUUCUAAGACAGAAAAGAUCGAUUUUCCUAGAUCCGGGCGACUUUCCUUACAGUUUGAAAAAGACAUACGUAAUAACAAUCUA